Molecule: messenger RNA, 666 nt
Organism: Penicillium atrosanguineum
Lineage: Eukaryota; Fungi; Ascomycota; Eurotiomycetes; Eurotiales; Aspergillaceae
Exons: 3
Biological process (GO): transmembrane transport
Molecular function (GO): transmembrane transporter activity
Source: RefSeq, a predicted model, not a curated record
AGGCUGUGCGUUGGCCAUUUCCUUGGAAACAACGCCCUGACGGGCAAUCCUGACGAUGCCAAAGUAAGGUAUUUGUACCCGAACAACGCCGUUGUCUUUUCACUUGACUGCAACGCUGCACUUUCUGGUAUUUCUAAACUACCGGAAAAGGUAGAUGCUGAAGAAUCGGACCUGGAUGACGAAGCACAGUAUCCUCAUGGUCUCAAGCUACUCAUCAUUAUUGUGGCUCUUGGUAUGAGCAUCUUUUUGGUUGCCCUCCACAUGACGAUUAUAGCGACGGCUAUUCCAAAAAUCACCGAUCAGUUCCACAGCCUUGAUGAUGCCAGUUGGUAUGGUUCGGCUUUCUUGAUGAUUACUGGAGGCUUCCAGUCAACCUGGGGAAAGAUAUACAAAUUCUUCCCGCUAAAAAUCUCGUUCCUACUUGCGGUUUUUAUUUUCGAGCUUGGAAGCUUGAUUUGUGGUGUGUCUCCAAAUUCCGUGACAUUGAUUGUCGGCCGUGUAAUUGCUGGAGUCGGUGCAGCUGGUAUUGGAAGUGGAGUCUUCAUUAUCAUCACUUUCACUGCCAGUCCAAAAAGGCGGCCACUCUUCACCGGUAUUAUUGGCAUGUCUUACGGUAUAGCCUCGGUCGUUGGCCCCUUGUUGGUGGAGCAUUCGCUGAUGAAAUAA